AUGGCCGACAACCGAAACCUACGCAUUUCCCCCAUUCGCCAUGAUUGCGAGAACAUUACACCAGAUACGGACGCAACAGGUCACACUGGUCCUCAUAAUGCCCUUGUGGCAGAGCCAACCAUGGUUCCCGGACCUCCUGGCCACCUCUUGCAAGGACCCUCUACUCCUGCCAUCCUUUCCGGAACUGCUCACGGAUCCCAAAGGGAAUCUUCACCCGCUUCUCUUGGAAGACCGCCUACCCCAGGUGGCUUGCACUCUUUCCGGGGUUCCUGGCAAAUUAAUUUUGGAGGCCUCGUCAAAGAAGCAGACAUUCCCAAAGAUGACCCAACACCAGAGCCUUUGGAUGUUUUUAGUGUCAUUGAAUCUUCCAACAACGGAAGUGAAAGACCUAUUAUUGAAGGCGACAUAGCUGUGAAAAUUGGCCGCAGCGCUAUAAAAUGCGACAAUGAUACGUGCCGGUGGAAUAAGGACAGAAACGGAGCAGUCAACGUCCCAUUCGUAAUCUCUGCUGACUUCAGUGCCCAAGAGUUGGAUGUUAUUACUACCGCUAUGCAAGAUUUUGCCACACUGACCUGUGUGCGUUUUGUCCCCCGCUCCUCGGAAGCUGAUUACUUGAUGAUUAUUCCUGACUCGGGAUGUUGGUCCUAUGUUGGUAAAAUGGGCGGACCCCAGGAGGUAUCACUUUCAAAGGACAGCUGUAUAACCAAGGGGAUAGCCCAGCAUGAGCUGAACCAUGCCUUGGGAUUCUUCCACGAGCACAGCAGGAGCGACCGCGAUAACUACAUUCACAUAAAUAAAAACAAUAUCAUUGUCGGACUGGCUGACAACUUUGACAAGUAUAAUACCAAUAAUCUGGGCCUAGAAUACGAUUAUUCUUCUGUUAUGCACUAUGGAAGGUUUGCCUUCUCCAUAUCUCAGAAUUUAGCCACCAUUGUCCCGAAGCCAAACUCAAGUGUAGCCAUUGGUCAGCGAUACGGACUCAGUAACUUGGAUAUUUCCAAAAUAAACAAGCUGUACACGUGUGAUGCCUGCAGCACCUUAUUGCCUGACUCUACAGGAUCAUUUGUUUCUGCUAACUACCCCAACAACUACCACAAUAAUGCCAAAUGUUUCUGGCUUAUUCGAGUGCCUUCAGAUCAGGUGUUCUUGCAGUUUAGUGCCUUCGAUGUGCAGGGAUCCCCUAGCUGCUCCUCUGAUUACUUAAAGGUCUACGAUGGAGCCAAUACAUCGUCACCGGUACUACUGGACAGAGCAUGCGGCACAGGACAGGUCCCCUCUUUGCUAUCUUCGGGGAAUAUGAUGCUUCUUGAAUUUGCCAGCGAUUCCAGCAUAACAGCUACAGGUUUCAAGGGCUCAUAUAGCACUGUAAAAUGUGGAUCCACGCUUACCAGCUACUCUGGGGUCUUCUCCUCUCCAAAUUACCCAUCCAGUUACCCUGCUUUAGCACAAUGUACCUGGGUGAUCAUUGCCCCAGUGGGAUUUAAGGUGUCUUUGAAUAUGACAUAUUUUUAUUUGGAGAUUCAGCGUUCCUGCUUUAAUGACUAUUUGGUUUUCUAUGAUGGACCCACACCAACAUCUCCACAGAUUGGCAAAUACUGUAGUAUGGCCAAAGUCCCCACCAUAACAUCCACCAAAAAUUCUCUCGUCAUUCAGUUUGUCAGUGAUGAGUCUGUACAGACUAGAGGAUUCCUGGCCAAAUACGCAUUUGUGCCGCAGAAUUAA
Messenger RNA from Pelobates fuscus (common spadefoot toad), 1722 nucleotides. Its product is annotated as embryonic protein UVS.2-like. The coding region runs from base 1 to 1722 and encodes 573 amino acids. Gene Ontology annotation, biological process: proteolysis. NCBI's taxonomy places the organism in Eukaryota, Metazoa, Chordata, Amphibia, Anura, Pelobatidae. The transcript is spliced from 13 exons. The record is from RefSeq and is a predicted model, not a curated record. Gene Ontology annotation, molecular function: zinc ion binding; metalloendopeptidase activity.